AUGUUGCGUGUCUCCGGUGGGCUACAAAAGCAACAGAGUUUUUUGGUGUUGUUGACGGCCAUGACCAAGCUCUUCUCUUCUCCCGCAGCCAUUUUGCUGCUCCUCGCCGCCAUCUUCGUCGUUUCCUGCGUUGGUCAGCAGCCUGAAGCUGAUGUAGCUGCCACUUCGAUCCUGACAGGAGACCAACCUGACAAAUCUUCCGGCUCGCCCGUGCUGUUCGACGACAACGACGAAGAUGAUGAUGAUGAUGACGAAGAGUACCACGACGUCCAGCCCUCUAUCGACGAUGCAGCGCUUCCCUCCCGCAGGCCGCGGCCCAGCCCGUCGCGCAAACCCAUCAGGCCCAGCCCGUCGCACAAACCCAUCAGGCCCAGCCCGUCGCGCAAACCCACCAAGCCCAGCCCGUCGCGCAAGCCCCACGCGCCCACGCCCUCGCCCUCGCACACCCCCAGCCCCACCUCCGUCGGUCUCGCCUUCCGGAAGCUAAUCUAA
Acanthamoeba castellanii str. Neff is the source of this 492-nucleotide messenger RNA. RefSeq lists its product as uncharacterized. The transcript has a single exon. Bases 1 to 492 code for a protein of 163 amino acids. NCBI's taxonomy places the organism in Eukaryota, Discosea, Longamoebia, Acanthamoebidae. The record is from RefSeq and is a predicted model, not a curated record.